This is a messenger RNA of Sphaerodactylus townsendi, 1623 nucleotides long. RefSeq names its product BAF chromatin remodeling complex subunit BCL7B (gene BCL7B). The record is from RefSeq and is a predicted model, not a curated record. The transcript is spliced from 6 exons. The coding region runs from base 29 to 703 and encodes 224 amino acids. Lineage: Eukaryota; Metazoa; Chordata; Lepidosauria; Squamata; Sphaerodactylidae.
UGUUACGCACGCCGCUGGGAGGGCGCGCAUGCGCGGCGGGCAGGAAGCGGCAGCAGCUGGUGCGGGGACAGGGGCUGCCGGGGCCACGAGCGCCAUGUCGGGGCGUUCGGUGCGGGCCGAGACCCGCAGCCGCGCCAAGGAUGACAUCAAAAAAGUGAUGGCAGCUAUCGAACGCGUUCGAAAAUGGGAGAAGAAGUGGGUGACUGUGGGUGACACAUCCCUUCGGAUAUUCAAGUGGGUGCCUGUGGCCGACAGCAAAGAGAAAGAGAAGUCCAAAUCCAGCAGUGCUGCUGCCCGAGAGCCCAACGGCUUUCCAGCUGAAGCUGCAGCAAAUUCGUCGCUUCUCUUGGAGUUUCAGGACGAAAACAGCAAUCUGAGCUCCUUGUCGGAUGCUUAUCCACUCAAGGCAGACAGCAGCCCUGCCUCCAGCCCCAGCCCCCAGCAGAGUGAGUCGAUGAGCCCCACUCACAACUCUGACUUCCGCACAGAUGACUCACAGCCACCCACUCUGGGACAGGAGCCACUGGAAGAACCUGCCCUGCCUCCCUCUGAAGUAGCAGAUGAACCUCCGACCCUCACAAAGGAAGAGCCAGGUCCUUCCGAGGCUCAGGCAGCUGGAGGGGAGGAAGACUCCGGAGCACCCCCACUCAAGAGAUUUUGUCCCGACCAAAAUUCUGCAUGCCAUACGGCCUCCAAGAGCUAGCUAGCCAGCUUUCCCCCUGCGAUAUGGUCCUUCCCCAAGAGUCCAUCUGCCCCCUUACUCCCAAGAUGCUCAUCCUUUUGAAAAUCGGGAUACCUGUCCGCUCCCCUUCCCGCGGUCCUCGUCCUGCUGUUCCUUGGGACUGCGCUCCCUGCUGACGCCAGCUUGCCUUUGUCCACCUCUGCCGAGAGUUGUCCUGUCUCCUGCAACGCAACAUUCCCUUUCCUCUCUCACCCCUCCUCACUUGCACGCCUAAGGGAUGAGGUGCGGCAGCCUCUCUUUUCUCUUCUAUUUUUUUCUCGAUCCUCUGUGGACUCUGGGGUGGGGAUUGUGGCUUAGGAGGUUCCUCGAAGACUGAGGAGUUUUCAGCACUUGAUUGGACAACCCCGAGGUCCCUCUUCCCAUUGGGAACAAAAGGUUCUCCUCGGGAGGAAGGGCAGCACCCGGGGGAGCCCAGCUGGGAUGCCGUGCAAUAGUUGUUGAGUUUUAAGCCAUUAGGACAGGUGGGAGCCAGAGAUUUGCACCAGAGCGGGGAGGUUAUCUCAGCAGCCGGUCUGCAGCCUGCAGGCUUAGCUGCAGAGAAAGGAUUCUCCCCGCUCAGAUCUGAGGAUCUGCAAGCAGCACUUUUUGCCCCAUGCAGGUGGAGCCAGGCUGGCAACAAGGGAGCUGUAUGCCUCUUGCCUCAAGCCAGUGGGGGCCUGCCUCUAAGUAGCCCCCUUCCUUUGAGGAGGGGGCUUCCCAGCUAGUGCAAUUGCCCCCAAUUCGCUUGGCCCCUGCAAAGCCUGUCCCCGUCACAAUCUGCAAGCGGAAUUGAGUCUGUGAUUGAGACCCUGCCGCAGCAAGAAGUGCUGCCUCCGCGGGGAAGCAAAGAGAUAUUUUAGCACUGAAGAGAAUAUUUUUAAAAUAAAAAUAUUUGAAAUAGA